CAAAGCUCCGGAGUUCCUUUACAACACAAAGCUCAUCGGGACCGAACAAGGCCGCACUCACCACCCCUUACUUUUGCCGGUCGAGAAAACAUCCAACAGGAACAAGGGAAGAAAAGAAAGGAAAAAAGGGAAAAAAAGAGAACACUCUCAGAAACCAUGUCUCCAAUCCCAACCGCCCUCAUCACGGCAGGCAGCGCAGGCCUCGGCGCCGCAACAGCCAAACUCUUCGCCCGCAACGGCUACAGCGUCGUCAUAAACUACGCGAACAACAGCGACCGCGCCGAAGCCCUGGUCAAGGAACUCGAGUCCCUCUCAUCCACCUCCGCUACCUCUUCGUCCACAGAAGGAAGCCAAAGGCAGCACUUCCACGCCAUCAAAGCAGACCUCUCCUCCCGCGCCGAAACCUCCGCCCUCGUCAAGAGCGCAGCCGACGCCCUCGGCGGCCGCCUCGACGUCCUCUUCUCUAACGGCGGCUGGACGCGGCUCCGCAACAUCGCGGACCUCGACGACAACGUCGACGAGGACGACUGGGACCGCUGCUUCAACAUGAAUGUGAAGUCGCACCUGUUCCUCAUGCACGCCGCGCGGCCGUACCUCGACGAGGCAGAGGGCGCAUUUAUCACGACGGCGUCGCUGGCUGGUGUUAAAGUCAGCGGGAGUUCACUGGCCUACGCCGUGACGAAAGCAGCCCAGAUCCACCUCGUAAAAGGCCUCGCGUUAGCAGCGGGCCCGAGAAUAAGAGUAAACAGCGUCUCUCCAGGCCUCAUGUUGACGGAAUGGGGCCUACAGUUCCCGCAAGAGAAACAACAGGCCGCCCGGGACAGGACGCCGCUCAAGCGCCUCGCCACGGUCGACGACGUGGCCGACCAGGUGCUGUGCUUCGCCAGGAGCAGGAGCGUCACCGGCGCUAACGCCGUCAUUGACGGGGGGCUCAGUAUUUGAGAGAGAGAGAGAGAGAGAGAGAGAGAGAGAAUGUGUGUGUGAGAGAGCGAGCGGGAAGGGGGGGUUUACGGAGUACGGUCCACGAAUAUCUGGACGGAGUAUGGAUGCCUCUUUAAGAGAAGACGAGGUCACGAGGGAGAGGAACAGAUGUCACAGAGACAGGAAGCCUGAGAGAGAGCCUGGCACAUACGGAUACAUGGGUACGGAACAGCCCACACCCGUCGGCCAUGAAAAGCCAGCCACGCAAGAACUAGG
Molecule: messenger RNA, 1197 nt
Organism: Colletotrichum scovillei
Lineage: Eukaryota; Fungi; Ascomycota; Sordariomycetes; Glomerellales; Glomerellaceae
Exons: 3
Coding region: 157-942 (261 amino acids)
Source: RefSeq, a predicted model, not a curated record